Molecule: messenger RNA, 3758 nt
Organism: Rana temporaria (common frog)
Lineage: Eukaryota; Metazoa; Chordata; Amphibia; Anura; Ranidae
Gene: CARF
Product: calcium responsive transcription factor
Exons: 15
Coding region: 107-2260 (717 amino acids)
Biological process (GO): regulation of transcription by RNA polymerase II
Cellular component (GO): nucleus
Molecular function (GO): DNA-binding transcription factor activity, RNA polymerase II-specific; RNA polymerase II cis-regulatory region sequence-specific DNA binding
Source: RefSeq, a predicted model, not a curated record
UGUCACCACACCGGAAGUGAAGGCGCCGCCUGGCUCUGCUCCUUCUACGCAUGCGGGCGUGUCCUGGUCUCCAUGGUGGUGCCUGCGAAAGCCAAGACGAGACGACAUGGAAAUGGAGAGCAGUGGAUUGGAAUAUGACACAGUGACACACCCUACAGAGCUGCUUAUCACCUGCACCAAUGCAGACACUCCGGCAGAGGAAACAGAACUGGAAACUGAGGACAGUGCCCACCAACAUAUAUCUGCCCUUGCUGAACAGUACCACCUUAUAGAUCAAAAUGGGCAUACCAUUCACUAUGAGAUCCAGGCACUCCCUGGCAAUAGCUCUCAAAUGAUGAUCUUGACCAGUGAAUCAGAAAAUGGACAGGUAUUCCAUGUCAUUCCUUCUAGCCAAUCUGGAACAGCCCAGCUGAUUAUGCCUCAGGAUAACGAGUCUGCAGAGCAUGGCCAGGCCAGUGAUGACCUGCAAACUGAAACCAGCAGCUUUAUUAUCCACUCCAACACUUCACUUACUGUGCAUAAUAAGUCACCCACCAGAUGGACUGUUGAACCCUUUCAGAAACCUCUUCAAGCUCUUCCUCUUAACAUUCCUUCUUGGGCCCGUCGUCUCCGGAGCUGUGAGAAAAUUGGAGACUCUUACCGUGGGUACUGUUUGAGCGAGGCUGAGCUCAUGAACAUUUUAGGCCUACAUAAGCAGCAAACAAUGAGUGUUUGGGGAACACGCCAAUCUCCAAGCCCAGCCAAACCUGCCACUCGCUUAAUGUGGAAAUCACAAUAUGUUCCUUAUGAUGGAAUCCCUUUUGUAAAUGCAGGAAGCAGAGCAAUUGUGAUGGAAUGUCAGUAUGGGCCAAGAAGAAAAGGUUCACAGCCCAAGAGAAGUGUGGAGAUAGACCCCGCAUCUGGGCAAUCAUACAAAGCAACAUGUCCUGCAAGGAUAUACAUAAAAAAGGUAAAGAAGUUUCCAAAAUACAGAGUUCCUACAGAUGCAAAGAUUGAUAAAAAACUGAUUAAGAUGGAGCAAGAAAAAGCUUUCAACUUACUAAAAAAGGAUUUGGAUAGUACAGAGGGCAUUUUAAGAUGGUAUGUGCAGUUACCUGAUCAGGAAGCGCAUCAGUAUCACCUACUAGAUGCAGGCUGUUUCUCGCCAUCACCUACCUCAUUCCAACCAUCUAAUGAGGAAGAAGAGGAAGUGGUCUGUGAUGAGAACUCUGCUCUACCUUCUCGGCUGCACCCCAGCGUAACAGAAAAAAUUCGGGAGCUUGUGUCCAAAGGAAUUGAUGAGGUUUAUGCUGUAAGGAAACAGUUAAGAAAAUAUGUGGAGCGAGAGCUUUUUAAACCUGAUGAAAUUCCUGAACGGCAUAACCUGUCUUACUUCCCAACUGUGAAUGAUCUAAAGAACCAGAUCCAUGAGGCACAGAAAGCCUUGGGGAAUGGAGACCUCAUCUACGAUCAGGAGACUGUUCCAGGAUCAGUGGGAGAGUUGCAGUGGAACUCUGAUAAUGGCAGUGUUCUCAACGAAAUGGUUACAGUUACAUUUGAAGCGGCAUCUCAAGAUGAGCAAGAAGAGGAGCAUUCGCCCAAUGAAGACCUCUGUCAAGAUACAGCUCAGCUGAUCUCCUCACUUACCUCUCUUCAACCAAAAAUAUUUGCACAGCUACAGGGACUUCACCUUCAGCCCUCUUUCACAUCCUCUGAUGGAACUACUGCCCUCAUUGCAGUGAAUCGGCCAUCUUCCACAUUCGCCUCUACUGAUGAAACAACAGCUCUAAUUAGAGUGAACUCUGAAACUCCAUCAUUUACAUCUUCUGAUGGGACAACAGCACUUAUUACAUUGAAUCACCAGCCCCAGACAUUCACAUCUGCUGAUGGAACUACUUCCCUUAUCACAGUAAGCCCAUCAACUCUCUUAAAUGCUGGAGCAAGCAAUCAGCCACUUGUGCUAAGUCACUUACACAGUCAACCAUGUAACUCCUCUAUGUCUUCUGUCACUACUUUGCCUGCAUCUGGUCACAACAUAGUGAGUAUGGGACAGCUAGUGACUGUGGAGGAUGCUUCUGGCAUGUCAGGAGAAGUGCACCAGAUCCUACUGGGGGAGAUACACCCAAUUCCUAUCAGGAUUAUAGACAACCAGCCAACAAUUGUUGAAGUCAGUCCAGUUGAUGCAUUUUGUACUGAACACAUCGAAGAAAGGAAAGAGCAAACUGAAUCACAGCCACAUGAAGAUGUCGUGGAAACUAUGGAUUUUCAGGACUCGGCUUGAACAAAGAAAAAUAAUGACAUGAUCCCUUUUUUUUAUUACUUGUAAUGCAUUUUCUGCAGUAGGAUUUAAUAACUCUCACAUUGAGGGGAACAUAUGGACAAUAGUCAAUACUGAUCCAAAAUUUGGAUAUAUUGCUGAUAACAAUGUUGCAUAUCAUUUCUGCUAAAAAAAAAAAAUACUUCUAGAAAUGAAGGGUUUAAACCAGGACAUAUGUACAGGCACUGGGUGCUUUGUGUCUUUUUAGUCAUAGGAAAUUGGUGCAAAUAUUGGAUGUUCCUAAAUUAUUUGAAGCAAACACAAUGGUAACAUAAGUAGGUGUUCUGGACUAAUAUGUGAACCCCUAAUGUACAGGCAACUGCGUCAUAUUGUAUAUCCUGUACAUGUUGGUAUAUUCUACACAUCUGAGAGCAAGACUAUCACAUUGUAUGUCUGGUUAGAGCAUGCCAUAAUGAACAUCCCAUGGGCUACAAUGGCCCUAAUGGUCUCUGUAUACUUUGUAUUAUUAUUAUUAUUAUAUCGCCUUGAGAAUUGUGUUGCAUAGUUUUUAUCUGGGCACAUACAAGUACUUAUAUCGCUUAAACAAGUGAUGUGGUUGACAGUCUGCAGCCGCACAACAAAGUAAAAUCGGUAAGACCAAACCGAAAAAGAGUGAUUGAACUUAAGGGCAGCUACACAUAUCUGGAUGUCAAUGGGUUUCUAAGGUCUUGUGCUGGAAUAAAAUACCAAACCAGUUCUGGCUUUCUGGUGAAGUGAAUCUCAGACUUUGCAAGGGGGCUGCCAUUACUAACUUCCCUUGACAAGGUUUUAUUCUUAAUGAAAGUAGAAAAGCUCAUUGUGAAAAUCAAGUACAUUUUACUAACCCAUUUCUAAAUAUGAUGACAUUACUGUUUAUACUGCAGUUUAAUUUGUAUCCUUGUGUGAAUGGUAGAAGAUAUAAUGCUAGUUAAUGUUAAAGCCUAUUAGAGCUUUUAGUUUAAAUACAGUCCAUGUUUAUCUAAAGAAAAGGUGUACAAAAACAGCCACAACUUGAGUAGAAACGUUUUUCCUCUGCAUGAAUACUGCAGUGUCAGAUCAUUGCUCUCUUCAGGAAAGCAAAAUCUCUUUGCAGAGGUCCGACGGGCCCUCUGCUAAAGUACACACUAUUCAGCCACGGGGUUGUAUGAAAUAAAACUGUCAACUCCGGUUGGAGCUGCUGUACUAACCAUGUGAGAUUAGUUCAACAAUCUCCCUCAGUGAGCUGUUGUGUUCUGACAGAGGGACGACCCCCUCCACCCACCAAAACACUCCGAUCAGCACUCUCUGCCAUUGGCUGAGAGUGCUGAUCGGAAGGCGGUCGGAAGCUGGUUUUCCAGCAUGCACGUCCGACAUAAGCCGGUGGGACGGCCCAACUUCUGUCACACUACACACAGCCAAAUGUCUCCAAAUGUUUUUUAACCUCCCGUUGUCUCCCUAUAUUCGGCCCAUGUGUACGGGGCUUAAAGGGGUUGUAAAGGUAUUU